Molecule: messenger RNA, 885 nt
Organism: Ogataea philodendri
Lineage: Eukaryota; Fungi; Ascomycota; Pichiomycetes; Pichiales; Pichiaceae
Exons: 1
Coding region: 1-885 (294 amino acids)
Source: RefSeq, a predicted model, not a curated record
AUGGCAACCUGGUCAGACCCUUUGGUCACCACCAUUGGCAAAAACGAUCUUCUGUCCAAAGUCAUUGUGUACGACUCCUGCACAACGGUGUCGAAGUUCAGCAUUCUUGGAUACAUGUCCAGUGGUGAGAUGGUACCAGAGGUGAUGAUCACCGAGGAAAAGCGCUCAAAAACGGGUUUCAUGGCAAGCGAUGCGUCAAGACAGGCGAACCGCAAAAUUGGGUUUGGAACAGUGGCAUUUUCCGUCUCGUACGGUUCCAGAAUAAGAACAAAUCCCGUUUCAUAUGUGGAAACUAAGGUUCCAAACGUGGCUAUAUCCUUCAGAGCCAUAAACUCCUCGAUCUCAACGACUUCCAACGUCCUCACCAGCAGCGAUAGCCGCUCAGAACAGAAUCGUAACGGCUUUCUAUCGAUAAAUGUCAACUGCUUCAAAUGCUGUAGAAACGAAACAGGCGUUUCGCUAAUGACAUGCAGAACCUUCAUUCUCGUCUUAAGGUACUCGAUAAAUCUCUUGAGGAAUGAAACGAAAUGUUCUGCGCGACGAAUACUUCCAGGAACGGCCUCGCUCAAAACGUCCUCUGAAAGCACCGGGUUGACCAUGAAUGCCUCUUCGUUUGUGUUGGAGAUCUCUGUUUCUCGAAGUCCUUCAACAAGCUUCUCGUAUUCGUCCUGGAGUCGCUUGCUAUCAGUUUUCUUGACUUCUUCGACUUUUUUCGCCAGAGCAUUGGCACCCCUACUGGCUCUUUUCAGAACAUCUUCUGUCAGAUCCAGCGAAAGAGAUUCAAUGCAAACGUUAUCAAUAUUGUGCGCCUCAUCAAAAAUGAUGAUACUGUCUCUAGAAAGCUCUUUGGAAACUCUCUCGGCAAUCUUGGGGUCCAACAAAUAG